UCUAAACUAGGAUUGAACUUUCUUCCUCUGGAUUCUAUUAUAUGAGAAACCAUCAUGAGCAAAGUAGAGUAUAAAUUAAAAGAUGAAUGACUAUGGAAUUACGGCCCGGAUAUGACAAUAUCAAUCACGUGGCCAUCGUAGGGAAAAGUGGUUUAUAAAUCACAGGACAUUAUGAUUGGUUCGAUCUGCCGCUGUAAAAAGAUCUUCCUGUUGCUGGUCUUAGUAAUAGGAGUGUCAGUCUACACAUUUAUCAACAGAGACUAUUUGAAUCAUUCAGUUGGAGCUAGAUUCCAAGCACCAGAUGAAGUCCAAGAAGACCUUGCAACACCAGAACCUCAAUUCAAAAUCAAAAGAGACCAAGCUACUUCUAGUCAAAUAUUACCUUUAGAUAGAAUAGAGCAAGAUACAAGACCACUUGAACACACUCCACAUAUCACUUUUCAAUCACCGUUUUCGGACGAAACCAAAGAAAGGAAAUACGAUAUUGAAGGGGAUCCACAGGACGACGAAAGCACAGACAGUUCUGGAGAUGAAGGUGGCAUUCUUGUUCCUGGAAUUCCAGAACCACAUCGACAUGGAUCGCCAAUGUUCAACAAAGAACAAAAAGAUGAGAAGACAGAAAAUUCAAGCAAACAGCAAACAUGGAAUACUUCACAGUUGGAAAAAGAUAAAACGCAUGAAAAUCGCGAAAGUGAAAUUGGAAAGUUCCUUCUUCAACCGAGAAAACCAAAAGAUACGGACUCCUACAGUGAUGCACUUGAUAAAAAACCGAACAUUUACGAUAACAAAAAUGACCAGAAAAGAAAACAAAAUGACAAGAAGAUCAGCGUAUUACAGCGUCUUCUAGAUGACAAGUCAAGUCCAAGUGAUCUCCAUCCUUACACAAUUUGUCCUUUUUUGGGUCUGAGAAAGAGCAGCACAUCGACUAUCAAAUCAGCCGACACAAAAUGUAAAGUUAAGACUUUUGGUGAAACAUCGUGCAAAGAGGCAUACGUAGCUUAUCAUACCGACCAAGAACCACUACAGUGUGAAAAAAUACAGGAAAAAAACAUGAUUUGUUGGUAUGAUAAAAAACAAAAUAUUCACUGUGACAUGAGAGUAUGCGAAGAGAAGUUUGUUUACCUCGCAAGCGUUGAUUCCAAUUACGGUAUAGUAAGACCCUCAAGAAACUCAAAGAUUCCCAUUGGCUCAAACAAACACCUUGAACAGAUCCUGUACCAUUACGCAAUUAUCAACAAAAGAAAUGGCUUCAACUUUUGUUUUCUAAAGUGCAAAAGCAGCUCUACAAGGAAUCGUUUCAUAGAACAGCUUGUUAUGUUUCCUCCGACUAUCCCUAAGACUAGUUCAGCAUUAGACAAACGUUUAAUCAACAUUAAUAUCCUUCUACUGGAUUCAGUAUCACGACCACACUUCUAUCGUUCAAUGCACAAGUCGGUACAAACAUUGAGAAAGAUUGUCCAUGAUCCUAAGAUAAACGCUACAGUAUUGGACUUUGAGUUAUUUCAAAGUAUGGCCGAUUACACCUUCCAUAACAUCAGGGUAUUUAUGAGUGGAAAAACAGAUUUUGAUUACAAACAGCACAAGGAACAGCAUUACGAAAUUGAGUAUCUAUACAAGCACUUGAAAUCUAAAGGAUAUCACACUAUUUUACAAGAAGACAGCUGUUGGUACGACGAGUGGGGUUCACUGUACACAGAUAAUCUAUUCCAAGGGAAAAAACCGGAAAAUCUGAAGGACUUUAAAAUCCGUUGGAAGAAAUUUAAGAAGAAGAUUAAACAAUAUUACAUUGAUGAUUAUGGACUUUCGCAUUUUUCGUGUGAGGCUCUGGAACGAUACAAUAUCACUAAUCAAUUCAACCAACCUAAAAAGAUUUGCUUUGGCGGGAAAGUUUUUGCUGAGUAUUUCAUAGACUACAAUGAGAGAGUGUUUAAUGAUAGUAUACGGUCCAAAACCCCUAUACUGGCCUAUACUCAUUUAAAUACUGGUCACGAGGUCUCAGGGACAAGAAUUAAGCAGAUUGAUAAAAGAUUAUCAGACUUUUUUCUAAACAUGGCUGAGAAAGAGAACACUUUGACCUUGGUCUUCUCAGAUCACGGUCCCAAGACCACGCGCUAUGCAUUUCGGACUAUGAGCGGAAGAGCAGAAAUCUACGAUUCGCUUAUGUUUGCUAUUGUACCUGAAAAAGUAGCUUCAAUUCUAGGAAAUGAACGAACUAAGGCUCUUAUAACUAACCAAAAAAGACUUAUCACUGCAUUUGAUUUGCACAAUACUUUUAUGUCAAUAGGUGAUUCAAAGACAGAAAACUCUUACAAAAACGAGGGAAUAUUCACAGAAAUAUCACCAAAUCGCACAUGCGGUGACGUCCCUAUUAAAGACUCCGCGAUUUGUAAAUGUGAUGGUUGGGAUGAAUUCUUUGCAACAAAUCAUCGACCGUUUAUUUGGCUAGCAGAGCUUGCUCUUGGAACACUUAACAAUAGAAUACAGAAUGAGUACAUCACAGGAAAGGAGGGAUCUGGUGGCUUUGGAAAAUGUCAGAGACUUAUUGGAAAACGUUUUGAAAAAAUACGUCGUCGGACUAUUGGAAACAAGUACAAAGUAACAAUGGAUUUAAUUGUAAAUCCUGAGGAUGAGAUAUUCGAGGUACAGGUUGAGUAUCCGGUCAAUCCUGGUCCUUUAGACAAUGAUGUCCAAGUCACUCAUCUUUCUAGAAUAAGUAUUUACCGACGCUUUGAAAAAUGUAAAGAUAACAAUGUCGACAUAACACAUUGUGUUUGCAGAUCUCGUAAAAAUACUCCUCGAAAUCGCUGGAUUUCUAUGAAUACAAGGAAAAAUCUGUUGAGAAUUCUGACCAGAAGUGAAAACUUUGGAGCGAAAGUGAAGUUUAGCGAUCUCCAUGCGUCAUGUCUUGUGAUGGUUACACGCACACAUUCAGCCCGUGUGUCUGUAUUUGAAAUUGCGAAUGCAUGUACAAACCGAUUAUAUCGAGUUAAAGUUAGUGGCAAAAGCCGCGGCAAAGCUAUUACAUCCACGAGUUUUCCAAUAACCUUAAAACUGCAGCCGCUGACCGUACACUUUUUAUUCUCCGUUUACCAUCUCGAAAAGCCUUAUGGGUUUAAGGCAACGACGUCAUACAAAGCUUAUUUUGUUGACCAAUCCAUGAUUACAUGAGCCUGGGCAGGCCAUAAAACAUUUUCAAAAUAAUAAAGCUUUUUGUACCUUUUGUGGUUUAUAUUGUGUCAUAAGUUGGUGUACUCUUUGAUUUAUUUAUAAUUAAAAAAAAUAGAGUUACCAUAGCUUCUGAAGAUGAAACAGAGAUAAAGAAGAAAUGAUUGAACCUGGCUAAAAUGUCUUUCAUUAUUAUUUCUUAUGGCAGAAACGGGACUCUAAGACCUUUGCAUUGUGAAGCUGUCAUGAUUAUAACAAAAAAAUACAAAUCUAUGAAAUCAGUUUUAUUGGAGCUCAGAAGAGUAUACAAGUAAAUUAGUCCAAGCAUGUCUAUUAUUC
Molecule: messenger RNA, 3504 nt
Organism: Exaiptasia diaphana
Lineage: Eukaryota; Metazoa; Cnidaria; Anthozoa; Actiniaria; Aiptasiidae
Exons: 3
Coding region: 172-3168 (998 amino acids)
Source: RefSeq, a predicted model, not a curated record